Molecule: messenger RNA, 2186 nt
Organism: Hevea brasiliensis (rubber tree)
Lineage: Eukaryota; Viridiplantae; Streptophyta; Magnoliopsida; Malpighiales; Euphorbiaceae
Product: BAHD acyltransferase BIA1-like
Exons: 1
Coding region: 103-1461 (452 amino acids)
Source: RefSeq, a predicted model, not a curated record
CUAGCCGAACAGAGGACAUGUGAUUGUUAAAGGUGGUGAGGGGCCUAAAAAUAGACCUCUAAGCUCCGCGGCUGAUGAGGAUGUUGUAGCAAGCAAAACCACAUGGCAAUGGCAAUGGAGAUCAUUACUCGGGAAACCAUCAAACCAUCCUCUCCAACCCCAAUUCACCUCAGGAAUUUCAAGCUCUCCCUUCUUGAUCAGCUUGCUCCUGUGUGUUAUGGAUCUCUGCUUCUCUUCUACUCUAUAAAUGCCCAAAUCAAUCACCACCUUACACUUUCAGAAAGAUCCCAGCUUUUGAAGACAUCGUUAUCUGAAACCUUAACCCGAUUCUACCCACUAGCCGGUAGAGUCAAAGAUGAUACAUCAAUCGAAUGUAACGAUUAUGGGGUUGUUUUUGUUGAAACACAAGUCAACUGUUUUCUCUCAAUGUUUCUCGGAAAACCUGAUACCCAGAUGAUAAGAACAUUGAUUCCUAUUGAAAUUGAAUCACCAGAAGCACGCAACGGUAGUUUGCUACAGGUUCAAGUCAAUUGUUUUUCCUGUGGCGGGUUGGCAAUUGGGGUGUGCAUUUCGCAGAAGAUAUCAGAUGCAAUUACAGCGGCCAUAUUCAUCAAGGAUUGGGCAGCCACGGCUGCUAGAGCUAGUUCUGGUGCAGGUUCUACCCUGCAGGCUGAGGCUCUGCUUCCAUUAUUUAAUGCAGCAUCUAUUUUCCCACCUCGAAAUUUCUCGUUCACAAAGCCAACUUCCAGGCUGAAUAAAGAGGUGUACGAUACAAAGAGAUUUGUCUUUGAAGCCUCGAAGAUCACUGCUCUUAAGGCUAAAGCUGCCAGUGAAAGUGUGAAAAAUCCAACAAGAGUUGAAGCCGUGACAGGGCUCAUCUGGAAAUGCGCAAUGAAUGCUUCAAGAUCACACACACAGCAUUUCAGGCUAUCCAUACUCUCCCAAUCUGUGAAUAUACGCAGAAGAAUAACACCUCCAUUGCCUGAGCACACUAUUGGGAACCUUGCAGGACACUUCGCUUCAAAGGUUACAGAGGGCGAGAUAGAAUUGGCAAGCUUAGUUAGUCAUCUGAGAGAAGGGGUGAAAGAUUUUGGUGAAAAUUAUGUGAAGAAACUUCGAGGAGAUGAUGUUUUUGUGGCUCUUCGUGAAUCUUUCAAGGAAGCACGACACAUACUUCAAGAUGGCAAUAUAGACUUCUAUAUAAGCACCAGUUUGUGCAGGUUUCCAUUCUACGAUAUUGAUUUUGGCUGGGGAAAGCCCUUGUGGGUGACAGUUCCAAUUGGGGCUUUCAAGAAUGUUAUUGUAAUGAUAGACGGUAGAGAUGGGGAUGGAAUUGAGGCUUGGGUGACUCUGACUGAAGAAGACAUGGCAUUUUUUGAACGUGAUCGAGAUUUGCUUGCAUUUGCUUGUUUGAAUCCUAGUGUACCCUCCAAUCCCAUCACCCCCAAGUCCUGUCUUUGAAAAUUUUCAUCAACAAAUAUAUGUUUUUAUGCUUUGUUUUGGAGUUUUGGGUGAUGCAGAAAGAAUUGUGGGUGAUGCAUACUUGUUUUUGUCUUGGCGUGUGCCAAUUACACUUGUUUGUCCUUAUUAAAAAUAAAAUUUAGAACUCAAAUAAGGGUAUGGGCUUCAAACUAUUAUAAAUCUUGGCCUUAUUCCAAAUCCAAACAUGAAUAAAUGAAUGAUUAAUGACCGAACUCUUUAUAAGCAGAAGAAUUAAAAGUCUCUUUUACUGUCUUGUAGGAAGAAUCAAAGACAAUAGCUCAAUUGAAGGCAACGAUGGGGUUUUCUAUAUUGAAGUUCAUGUUAAUUGCCCCAUCUCAGGGCUACUGAGACAGCCUCCACAUGUUGAGGUACUUGAACAAUUUCUUCCUGGAACUAAUCAGCCUCUACUCUUUGUCAAGAAAAGUUGUCCACAUGUGGUGGAUUAGCAAUCGUGCUUCACAUUUCCCACGAGAUUGCUGUUGCAGCCACCAUUGGCACCUUCCUGAAAGGCUGGGCUACAGUGGCUGCAGAUGGCAAUAUUACCAGCUGAUGCGGUUAAUUAAGACCAUAGCAAGCAAGCCUACAACAAGAAGAUACGUGUUUGGUGCCUCCAAGUAUUGCUGCUCUUAAGGCAAAAGCAGCCACAAAUUGUAGCCGCUCAUCUUAUUACUAUAAAUAUCAAUUAUUAUUAUUAUUAUUAUUAU